Molecule: messenger RNA, 2530 nt
Organism: Scylla paramamosain (green mud crab)
Lineage: Eukaryota; Metazoa; Arthropoda; Malacostraca; Decapoda; Portunidae
Product: glycosyltransferase 8 domain-containing protein 1-like
Exons: 8
Coding region: 449-1594 (381 amino acids)
Cellular component (GO): Golgi apparatus
Molecular function (GO): glycosyltransferase activity
Source: RefSeq, a predicted model, not a curated record
GUUUUGGCAUCCACGUGUCCGAUCGCUCGUCCCACGGAAUGAUACAACUGACUCGUGUUCUUUCUGAUUAAACAUGUAUGUCAGGAACAUUUGCCCUGUGAUUUUACGUUCGUUGACCGAAUUAUAACAACAGCAACCUAUAUGAGUCCAUUGGUGGAAUACAUUCAAGUGUGUGUCUACCAAAAAGACAGGUGGGGGUGGCGGACGAAAAGAGUUCUCAAGACACUCGUAUCACAGACAUAAACACGACUGUCUGAAGGAGGUCAUUCAGCCUACACUCCUGUGAUUAACCAGUAAGAUAUUACUAGGGUGAAUAUAAUCUACUAGAUUUUCAUAGCCCAUCAAGAACUACUACUACUACAUAUACAUAUACGAACCGACCCUAUGAGACAACUUGGGAAGAAAAGGGUGGGAAGAGAGGCUGAAAACAAAACGUGACUCAAGGAGGAUGCUGAGCCACACUCGUCUUAAAGUGUGUGUGGUGGUAGCAGCAGUAUGCUGGUUUGCACUCCUGAUCUAUGUCAUGUCAUCCUUACGAGGACAACCAGGGGGUCCAGCAGAUUCCACAAAGCACAUAGAUACCUUGAGGCAAGCAGGAAACAUUGCACUUGCCCGGGUGGCUAAAAGUCAGGCAUUGCUGAGUGAGUUCUUGCAGCAUGCAUGGAAGGGAAAUGUCUCCCUCAACCACUCACAAUCCUUCAACAGACAUGUCUCAUCAUCCAGACUCACCUCAGGUGGCAAGGACAUACUGAAGGUGGUGGUGUCAGGGGAUGCAGAUAGCCUGCUUGGGGUGAUGGCAAUGAUGAACAGUGUGGCUACCAACACCCAUCAUCCCCUUCACUUCUAUGUCACUCUGCCCAGUGCCGUCAUACCUCACUUCAAUAAGUGGAUAUCUCAGACCAAGCUGCGCACUGCUGGUCUCACUGUGAAGCCCCAUCCACCUAAAGUGCCACAAAAAAGGUCCCACUAUGCCAAAAUCUACAUCAAGAAUAUAUUUCCCAACCUGAAGGGCAGUUUUGUCUACCUUGAUCCAGACAUCAUUGUACAAGGAGACAUAUCAGAACUUCUGAACACUCCUAUCAUCACCUCCCAGUUUGGUGCCUUUACAAAGGAUUGCUUCUCAACCUCCAGGCACCUCAGCCUUACCCAUCAGUACUAUUCCUUCCACCUCAACUUGCUUCACCCGGCCAUCCAUGCCCUUAAGAUCCAUCCCAAUACUUGUGUUCCCAAUACUGGAGUCUUUGUGAGUCAGAUGCACCUUUGGGCCAAUGCCUCUCACCAGAUGCAAGAAUUGAUCAGUAGCAGCACCAUCAAUGAACCAAUCCAUUCUUCUAUGGCUGAUGAGGGAGAAGCAGCUGUGUUAGCUGUGAUAUAUGGCCACAUGGCUCCCUUGCCUCGUGUCUGGCAUCUCCCUGACCUAGGUCUGAAGGCCCGGAUCAGCUACUCCAAACAUUUUGUCCAGUCUGCCAAGCUCCUGCACUGGAAUGGCCACUUUAAGCCUUGGUCACGCAAAGCUGCUUUCUCUGAUGUCUGGCUGCGCUAUUACUUGGCUGACCCAAGUGGCAAAUAUCGACCAGCUAGAAUCUCUCUUUAAUGCAUAUAGUAUUAUCAGUCAGUUUUCCUCAUUCAGUAUUAUUCCAGCUGUAAAUGUAGUGUGUUAUACUUUUUCUGGUUGCAGGACUUAUCUUUCAAACCUCAUUCAUAAGUGCAUAAUGAUAACUUCAGUCAUAUCUUUUGUAAUUAUCAUUAUGAUUAAACAACUUGAGCAUGCACAUUUCACAACCAAGAAGUCUCCUGCUAAGUGGAGAUAAUAUGGGUUGAUUUUUCAUGUUGUAGUUCCUUGUCUUGAGCUACAGCACAAGAGUACAAACCCAAGUGAAAAGUUGCAUUUCCACUGUCUAUUAGAGGUGGAAGGCCAGCAAUCUAUCCUAUAUGUGUGUGUGGGUGUGGAUGUGUGUGUGGUGUGGGUUAAUGUGUGCAUGUGGGCAUACAUAUGUAUGAAGAGAUACUACAAGUGGCCAGAAAUGUCUUGUGCCAAACUAGUAGUAGCAGUCAUACAAGGUCUAAGGGCCCAUAUAUGAUAAUGUAUUGUCUAUGCAUGGCUGAGGAAAUGAAUCCUAGACUUCUCAGUUGUAAGAUGAGCAUAGUGACCACUACACCACCAAAGUGUUGUUUGAAUAAUUAAAAUAAUGCACCUUGAGUAUAGAAUAACAUGUUAUAAUCAUGUGGUUAUCACUGUGGUCACAUGAUAUACUAAUUUAAUGGUCAUAAUCUCAUCCUUUUUUGUAAAAUAGAAGUUUUACAUGCAGACUAUCACUGAGGUUACAUGACAUACCAAUUUAGUGAUCAUAAAUUCACCCUUUUAAAAUAGAAGUUCCACAUAUACCCAAGUCAGCCUUCUUCACCAGUGUAUAGGCAGGAAAAGGGAGAGGGGAGGUUCAUUAGUCAGGUGAUAUACUGAUUGAUCUCUUAGUGAGAGUUCUAACAUGCAAGACAGAACAGCAGGGUUCAAUAAAAGACAUCUGAACAA